Molecule: messenger RNA, 2169 nt
Organism: Eruca vesicaria subsp. sativa (arugula)
Lineage: Eukaryota; Viridiplantae; Streptophyta; Magnoliopsida; Brassicales; Brassicaceae
Source: the annotation of a GenBank genome assembly
CUCUCUCGAGCUAAGCACACACACGAGCGGCUCGAUUACUCAUUACUACCUUUCCCCUUUCUUCUUUGCCCAACUUCAAUUCCUUACUUUUUUUUUCUUUCACCGAUCAUUUUCUUGAUCUUGAUCGACCCUUUUAGUAUCGUUUUUGCAAGUUCAGACAUCACAACAACUGUGUUUUGUCUGAUCUGUUUUUUUUUUUCUUUUUCUUUUUCAAAGCAACCCAACACGGUUUUUGAUCUGUUCAAGGUUCUGAUUUGGGGUUUAUGGUUUGACUCAAAAUACUGAAAAUGGGUGGUGAAGUCUCAAAGCUAUUUACAUUUUGUUGCGUUUCAAAGCCACCAGAAUCCAAUCUUGGAGUCACAGCCUUAGGUCACGUAGGUGAGGAGAAUGAUCUGCCUCAGUUUCGUGAAUUCUCCAUCGAGACGCUAAGGAACGCUACAUCAGGUUUUGCUACAGAGAACGUAGUAUCAGAGCAUGGGGAGAAAGCUCCUAAUGUUGUCUACAAAGGGAAACUUGAUGACCAAACACGUAUUGCUGUCAAAAGGUUUAACAGGAAAGCUUGGCCUGAUUCUCGUCAGUUCCUGGAGGAAGCUAAAGCUGUUGGUCACUUAAGGAACUCUAGGAUGGCAAAUCUGCUUGGGUGUUGCUAUGAAGGUGAAGAGAGACUUCUUGUUGCUGAGUUUAUGCCCAACGAAACUUUGGCUAAGCAUCUUUUUCACUGGGAGUCACAACCGAUGAAGUGGGCAAUGCGACUAAGAGUUGCUUUACAUAUUGCUCAAGCUUUGGAAUACUGUACUGGGAAAGGGCGUGCUCUCUACCAUGACCUUAAUGCUUACAGAGUUCUCUUUGAUGAUGAUUCGAAUCCAAGGCUUUCUUGCUUUGGUCUGAUGAAAAACAGUAGAGAUGGUAAGAGUUAUAGUACUAACCUGGCUUUCACUCCUCCUGAAUAUCUCAGAACAGGUCGCGUGACCCCAGAAAGUGUGAUGUACAGUUAUGGGACUCUCUUGCUUGAUCUUCUUAGUGGAAAACACAUUCCUCCAAGCCAUGCGCUGGACCUCAUACGGGACAAGAACAUUCAUAUGUUGAUAGAUUCGUGUUUGGAGGGUCAAUUUUCAAGUGAUGACGGGACUGAACUAGUACGGUUAGCUUCAAGAUGCUUGCAGUAUGAGCCUCGAGAACGCCCUAACCCAAAAUCUCUAGUCACUGCAAUGAUUCCUCUUCAGAAGGAUCUUGAGACUCCUUCUCAUCAACUGAUGGGCAUACCAAGCAGUGCCUCAACAACGGCUCUUUCACCACUUGGAGAAGCAUGCCUAAGAACAGACCUAACUGCCAUACAUGAGAUUGUUGAAAAACUUGGAUAUAAAGAUGACGAGGGAACAGCCACAGAGCUUUCGUUCCAGAUGUGGACAAACCAGAUGCAGGACUCGCUGAACUUCAAGAAAAAGGGUGAUGUCGCUUUCCGGCAUAAAGACUUUGCAAAUGCUGCGGAAUGCUAUUCUCAGUUUAUCGAGGGUGGGACAAUGGUUUCUCCAACUGUUUAUGCAAGGAGAAGUUUGAGUUACCUAAUGAAUGAGAUGCAUCAAGAGGCAUUGAAUGAUGCAAUGCAAGCCCAAGUGAUAUCUCCUGCUUGGCAUAUCGCAUCUUAUCUUCAAGCUGUAGCUCUCUCAGCUCUAGGGCAAGAGAACGAAGCUCACGCUGCUCUUAAAGACGGAUCAAUGCUGGAAUGCAAAAGAAGCGCUAUGAUUAAAUGAUGAUAACAAACACACAAAAAAAAAAAAUGAAACACAAGAGUGCAAACAGAGGGAUUGUUGAUCUUCUGACAUUGACCGAAACACCCCCAUAGGCAAGAUCAAAACCCACCAUCUCCUUCAUAAGUAGAUAGGAGCUACUUCACAGCUCUCAUAUCGUGUGCAUCCUCAUCACUGGUCAGUUUCUGGUUUCGCCUGUCCUAGUUCUUCUUCCUUUUCUUUUCUUUUUUUUUCUUUCAAAUACUGGAUGCAUUCAUUUGGUCUUGUACCGCAAAUUGGACUCUUGUUGUGUGUUUCGGUUACUGGCAUGAUCAUUAUACAGAAGAAAAAGUUGCAUACUUUGAAUCUUUGAUGGAGAUUGGGAAUGGUGUGAUUAUGUAUUUGUUUUUGAUGGGUUAUAUGAUUUGUAAUCAAGUAUUUU